UCAUUAAAAAAAGAAAUAAGUUACCAGAGAAAUUUCAUUUACUACUAUAAAAGAUGAGAAACGGACGCAAGUAUCCCAUUUGUUAAGGCAAUACAUUGAGUGUACUUAACAAUCACAUGAAUGUAUGAUCCCCACUCUAGUACGUUAUUGCCUCUUCCUUAAAUUCUCUCUUUAACUCUUUUGUAUCUUUCAGUCAGUCUUUGCUUCCAAGCUUCAAAUGAGUAUUUUGUUGAAACCAUAAAUAUAAGCUUGUUUCAGGGUGUUUUAAUUUCACAAAGAGGGAAGAAACGAUGGAAAUGUGGCUGCUAUGGCGGAGUGGUUUAGUCACGGUGGCAGUAAUGGCGGUGAUGGUGGUGGUGCCGGUGGCUGCCGGCGGUGCCAAUGUGACAUAUGAUGGAAGGUCGUUGAUAAUAGAUGGACAAAGGAAGAUGUUGUUUUCUGGUUCUAUUCAUUAUCCAAGAAGCACCCCUGAUAUGUGGCCAUCUCUAAUAUCGAAAGCUAAAGAAGGUGGAAUAGAUGUGAUUGAGACCUACGUGUUUUGGAACUUUCAUGAGCCCCAACCUGGACAGUAUGAUUUCAGUGGGAGGCAUGACAUAGUAGCAUUUAUGAAGCAAAUUCAAAAACAAGGUCUCUAUGCUUGCCUUCGUAUUGGACCCUAUAUUGAGGGUGAAUGGACUUACGGAGGUUUCCCCUUUUGGUUACAUGAUGUCCCUGGCAUUGUUUUUCGCUCAAAUAAUGAACCCUUCAAGUUUUACAUGCAAAACUUCACAACAAAGAUAGUGAACUUAAUGAAAUCAGAAGGACUAUACGCUUCACAAGGAGGUCCAAUCAUACUCUCGCAGAUUGAGAAUGAAUAUCAAAAUGUAGAAAAAGCUUUCGGAGAAAAUGGCCCCCCUUACGUCGAAUGGGCGGCAAAGAUGGCAGUCGGACUUGAAACAGGGGUGCCAUGGUGUAUGUGCAAGCAAGAUGAUGCUCCUGAUCCUGUUAUUAAUGCAUGCAACGGGUUGAAAUGUGGAGAAACAUUUCAAGGGCCUAAUUCACCAAACAAACCAUCUAUCUGGACAGAGAACUGGACAAGCUUCUAUCAAGUGUAUGGUCAGAAUGCAACAAUCAGAUCAGCAGAAGUCAUUGCAUAUCAUGUUGCUCUCUUCAUUGCAAGGAAAAAUGGAACCUUUAUCAACUAUUACAUGUAUCAUGGAGGAACCAAUUUUGGCAGGACUGCUGCAGAAUAUAUGAUAACCAGCUACUAUGAUCAAGCUCCAUUAGACGAGUACGGUUUAAUCAGACAACCAAAAUAUGGACAUCUGAAAGAGUUACAUGCAGCGGUGAAGUCAAGCUCAGAGGCCAUACUUUCUGUAUUCCCUUCCAUGCAGUCCUUAGGUGAACAACAAGAGGCGUAUGUAUUUAGUGGAGAUUCUGGAGCUUGUGCAGCAUUUCUAGUGAACAUAGAUAACUCAAAAAGUGCAGUAGUGCAGUUUCAAAAUUCGUCAUAUGAAUUACCUCGGCAAUCUAUAAGCAUCUUACCUGACUGCAAGACUGAAGCCUUCAAUACGGCAAAGGUAAGCACACAAUUCAACAAAAGAACAGCAAUACCAGCCAUUAAGUUUGACUCAGCUGAGAAAUGGGAACAAUUCCAAGAGGCUAUACCACAAUUCGAUGCUACUCCACUGAGAUCAGACGUAUUACUGGAGCAAAUGAAUACUACAAAGGAUGUAUCUGACUAUCUUUGGUAUACUUCCAGUAUCCAGCAGGAUUCGACAGAACAGCAGGCUAAACUAAGUGUGAAGUCCUUAGGCCAUGUUUUACACGCUUUUGUGAAUGGAGAACAAGUAGGUUCAGAACAUGGACGAUUCAGAGAUACAUCAUUUACAUUAGAGAGCACAGUUCCUCUAAAUAAAGGGACAAACAAAAUCUCAUUACUAAGUGCAACUGUUGGCUUACCGGAUUCAGGAUCAUUUCUUGAACGCAGGGCUCUCGGUGUAAAGUCGGUAAUUAUUCAAGACAGCAAAGAGGCCAAAGAUAUCACCGAUUUCUCAUGGGGUUAUCAGGUUGGAUUAUAUGGGGAGAAGUUACAAAUUUACACAUUAGAAGGAUCAAAGAGUGCUAAUUGGAGCAGCUUAGGCUCUUCUCAACCCCUCACAUGGUACAAGUCAGUUUUUGAUGCACCCAAGGGUGAUGAUCCUAUUGCAUUAAACCUUGGCUCCAUGGGAAAAGGUGAAGCUUGGGUUAAUGGUCAAAGCAUCGGUCGAUAUUGGGUUUCAUUUCGAACGCUUGCAGGCAUUCCAUCACAAACUUGGUACAAUAUUCCAAGAUCAUUUCUGCAACAAGGGGACAACUUAUUAGUCUUAUUCGAAGAGGAAACUGGCAAUCCUCUUGACAUCACCGUAGAUACUAUUUCAGUCACAAAGUCGUCGUUGAGAAGGCUUGUCUAGGGAUGAAGAGACUCACCAUCCCUCACUCAUAAAAACUUUGGGAGAUCCACAUAAUAAGGUGUCCAUAAGACUCUGCCAAUUUAUGCUCUGUGAGGAUAAAAGAACAAUGCUGACCAUUCUUUGUUUGGGUGAAGCUCAGACAUUAUUUAUAUAUAAAUGUUCAAAAUCAUAGGAAUGUAGAAGUACAGAACUGUAUUUUCACACAGGUCAUUCAUUCAUUCAAUUGCAGGCACAUUGAUAUUAUCACCAAUUUGAAGUUUAAUUGCAUAGAUGAAAAGGUCCCAA
Messenger RNA from Lycium ferocissimum, 2717 nucleotides. RefSeq names its product beta-galactosidase 16-like. NCBI's taxonomy places the organism in Eukaryota, Viridiplantae, Streptophyta, Magnoliopsida, Solanales, Solanaceae. The coding region runs from base 291 to 2432 and encodes 713 amino acids. Gene Ontology annotation, molecular function: beta-galactosidase activity. The transcript has 19 exons. The record is from RefSeq and is a predicted model, not a curated record. Gene Ontology annotation, biological process: carbohydrate metabolic process. Gene Ontology annotation, cellular component: cell wall; vacuole.